GUUUGGAGAGGUGCGAACCGUAGUAACGGUCGUUGUUGGUUAGAAGUCAGAGGUGCAUCGAUCAAAUCAACACUGCCCGGCGGUGGAUAUUUGACGGUCACGUUGAUUUCAUCAUUCAGAGGUGCAUCGAUCAAAUCAACGGCGCCGACAUUCGGCGGCGGAUAUUUGACGGUCGUCUCGAUUUCAGCAAUCAGCGGUGCAUUC
Messenger RNA from Linum tenue, 204 nucleotides. Lineage: Eukaryota; Viridiplantae; Streptophyta; Magnoliopsida; Malpighiales; Linaceae. The record is from the annotation of a GenBank genome assembly.